AAAGCGGGCCUUGGCGCGAUGUGGGAAUCCUUCUUCUUUCACGGUUCACAAACCCAGUAAGCCUAAAGAAAAAUGGCUGACAUGAAGAACUCAGAGCUCAUCUUCAUUCCCUCGCCAGGAAUUGGUCACUUGGUUUCGGCUCUUGAGUUCGCAAAGCGCAUAAUCGAUCAUGAUUCUCGCAUUUCCUUCACAGUCCUCUGCAUUAAGUUCCCAUUCACUCCCUUUUCAGAUUCAUAUAUCAAAUCAGUGUUGGCCUCCCAACCUCGAAUCCGGCUCGUUGAUCUUCCUGAAGUAGACCCACCUUCACCAGAGCUUCUGAAGUCUCCAGAAUACUUCAUCUAUGUCUUCAUGGAAAGCCUUAUACCCCACGUCAAAUCCACUAUACAGAACAUCUUACGUACGGCUGAUUCAAACCUAGUUGUUGGAUUGGUCCUUGAUUUCUUCUGUAUGUCCAUGGUUGAUGUGGGAAAGGAAUUGGGUCUUCCUUCUUAUUUGUUUCUGACUACAAAUGCAGGAUUUUUGGGUACUGUGCUUUCCCUUCAGAAACGCCAAAUAGAUGGUGAGUUCAGCGAUUCUGGUCCUGACUUGUUGAUUCCAGGUUUCUCCAAUCCAGUUCCUCCUAAGGUUUUCCCUAAUGCUCUUUUUAGUAAAGAUGGGGGAUACUUUGCUUAUUAUAAGCUAGCUCAGAAUUUCACAGAGACAAAGGGGAUUGUUGUAAAUAGCUUCUCAGAAUUGGAGCAGUAUGCCAUUGAUGAUAUACUUAAAGACGAGAAAGUCCCUCCAGUUUAUACUGUUGGUCCUGUGAUUGAGCUCAAGGGUCAACCUAACCCCAAUUUGGAUCAGGCUCAGCAUGAAAAGAUAAUGAAAUGGCUUGAUGAUCAACCACCUUCCUCCGUUGUGUUUCUUUGUUUUGGUAGCAUGGGAAGCUUAAGUCCAUCUCAAACAAGAGAGUUGGCAAAAGGACUUAAGAAUAGUGGGGUUAGAUUCUUGUGGGCUAUGCGUUCGCCACCAACUAAAGACAAUGCAGACAGAACCUUAACAGAAGGUUUCUUAGAAUCAACGCAUGACAAUGGAAUGAUAUGUGGGUGGGCACCACAGGUUGAGGUUCUAGCACACAAAUCCAUUGUUGGGUUUGUAUCUCAUUGCGGGUGGAACUCAAUAAUGGAGAGCUUGUGGUUUGGAGUACCAAUUUUGACAUGGCCUAUAUAUGCAGAACAACAGCUAAAUGCAUUCAGAAUGGUGAAGGAAUUCGGAUUAGCGGUCGAGAUGAGACUGGAUUACAGGAGUGAUGGUGAUCUUGUUCUGGCAGAUGAGAUAGAGAGAGGAAUAACACAGUUGAUGGAUAGAGAUAGCGAGGUGCAUAAGAAGGUCCAAGAGAUGAAAGAGAAGGCCAGGAAAGCUGUCUCAAGUGGUGGAUCAUCAUUCAUUUCUACAGGGAGGCUUAUUGAGGAUUUCAUUUGUAGAAAUAGCAGCUGAUGGACGCUCUUGGUUGUAUUUCACAGAUGAAAUUGCUGCUUUCUUGAUACAAGAGACACAAGCUUUCUUGAUAUAAAAGACACACCAGGCAUGAAACCAGCAGAAUCAUAUAUCAGAGACAGAGGUCAAGUUUCAAGAUUUUAGCAGUUUCUGGUUCCUCCAUGAUAUAGAUCCAGCUAAAGAACAGCUUGCUCAUAUCAUUAAGAAUCCGUAAAUGAGUUGCCUUUCAAAUUGGAAAGCGGCAUUAUAUGACUAUGCAAUUUGUACUUUGGAUUUUGUCUGUCUUGGUUUUGGUAGUCUUCUUAAGUAUCACGUGUUCAAGAGUUGCGGCAGCAUGUUAAUUUUUGUAUAUCAUUGUGAAGUAAUGAAAUAUAAUCCUUGUUUGUUAUUAGAUUGAACAAUUUUCUGAUA
Molecule: messenger RNA, 1887 nt
Organism: Neltuma alba
Lineage: Eukaryota; Viridiplantae; Streptophyta; Magnoliopsida; Fabales; Fabaceae
Product: UDP-glycosyltransferase 71K2-like
Exons: 1
Coding region: 73-1476 (467 amino acids)
Molecular function (GO): UDP-glucosyltransferase activity
Source: RefSeq, a predicted model, not a curated record